AUGGCGCUCCCACGCACGACAAGCAAUAUGCUCCGCCUUGCGGCCCGCCCGACCACCACGCCCUCACUCCUCCCACGAACAUCUCCUUCUUUCACAACCACCACUCGCCGCACACUCUCCACAGCCCCCCGUCUUUACGACGAUAGCAAAAACGACCCCUACCACAAACAAUCUACCGCCGCAACAGGCACAUCUGCAGGCCCGCACGAGGGCAGCAGCUCGCGAACAGACAACCAGAUCAGCUUCGAAUACCCGGAUGAUGGCAAUCUUGGGGUUAGGGAAGCGCAGGUUCAGGGCCGCGGCGGCGUCCACCUGAAACGCACCCUCGCAACAUUCUCCCUCGAAGGCCGCACAGCCGUGAUCACGGGCGGCGCGCGCGGUCUGGGGCUGGUGAUGGGCCAGGCGCUGGUGAACAGUGGUGCUGAUCUGGCGAUUGUGGAUAUGAACAAGGAGGAAGCCGAGCACCAAACCCAAGCCAUGAUCGAGCAAUUCAAAAAAGAAAACCCCAAAUCCGAAGAAUACGACCGCGCAAAAUUCGACCUAGGCAAGAAAGAAGGCGUCUUCCGCAUCCCCAAAAUCACCGCCCACUACUCCGACGUCUCCGACCCCGACUCCGUCAAUUCAUGCUUCCAAGAGAUCCUGUCCUCCCACGGCAAAGUCGACCACCUCGUCACCUCCGCCGGCUUCACCGAGAACUUCUCCGCUGAGACUUAUCCAUAUGAUAGGAUUAAGAAGCUGUGGGGCGUCAACGUCGACGGCACCUACUUGUUCUGUACAGCACUUGCGAAUCAUUUGCUAUCGACCAAAAGACCGGGUUCGAUGGUCAUGAUCGGCAGCAUGUCCGGCUCCAUCGUCAACGUCCCGCAACCGCAAGCGCCCUACAAUGCCGCCAAAGCCGCCAUCCGCCAUCUCGCAGCGUCAUUGGCCGUGGAGUGGGCGCACGCGGGCAUCCGCGUGAAUUGUAUCUCUCCGGGGUAUAUGCUGACGGCGUUGACGCGGAAGAUACUGGAUGAGAAUCCGGAUCUGGCGAAGAAGUGGACGAGUUUGAUCCCGCAGGGGAAGAUGGGACGGCCGGAGGAUCUGAUGGGGGCGGUGACGUAUUUGUUGAGUGACGCGAGUGGGUAUGUUACUGGGGCGGAUCUGAGGGUUGAUGGUGGGUAUACUUGCACCUAA
Molecule: messenger RNA, 1173 nt
Organism: Cyphellophora attinorum
Lineage: Eukaryota; Fungi; Ascomycota; Eurotiomycetes; Chaetothyriales; Cyphellophoraceae
Product: D-arabinitol 2-dehydrogenase [ribulose-forming]
Exons: 4
Coding region: 1-1173 (390 amino acids)
Cellular component (GO): intracellular anatomical structure
Molecular function (GO): oxidoreductase activity, acting on NAD(P)H, oxygen as acceptor
Source: RefSeq, a predicted model, not a curated record